AUUCAUUCUUCGUCUUUAUAUUCAUUUUGUUUAUUUCUAUAUUUUAUUGAUCCAUUUCUUUCUAUAAAGUGCAAGUGUUCAAACAUUUUUGCUACAAUAUAGGAAUUACCAUUGCAAGACGCAAUUAUUCUCUCUUGAUUUUACUUUCGCUAAAAAAUUCGGAACAUUUUAUAAAAUGUAAUCUAUUUCCGACAGGUCGGCUUUAUAUUUAACUCAGCGGUGACAAUAAUGAACUUUGAGUAUGACCAAGGAGAAGAUGAUAAUUUAGAGCAACAUAAAAUGCUUCUGAAAUAUAUAGUAAUAUUCUACGUUAUCAUUCAUUAUUCUCAAUUGGACUCGUAAUGCUUGUUUGUUGGCAAAUACUCAGCAUGUACAUACUGCUGAUGAAUGAUUAUAACUCUGCUCAUUCCUUGAUUGAUGCUCAUAGAUAUUUACGUAGAUAUAUACAUAUUAUAUAUAUAUAUAUAUAUAUAUAUAUAUAUACCUAUGUAUAUAUGUAGUUAGUUCAGUGAACCAACUAAAUAUCAGUGAUAUAAGUAAAUAUAUGUAUAUAAACAUGUAUCUGCGCAACAUGUUGCAAGAGAAUACAAAGUAGCAGCAAGAAACUGUGUGAUCUAAAUUCUUAUCAUUCGUGGAAUUUGUAUGGAAUUUUUUGUUUCCAUAUUUUUAUAUUUUUAUACAACAACUAUAUAAGAGUGCAAAAUGAAUAAACAACAAAUGAGCUGAGAAUAUAUUUCAAUAAAAAUGUGUGUUUGUGUCUUAACGCGGAGACUUUCUACUCAUUAUAAUGUUAAUACUCUUUUACGUUUCUCUCAACAACAAUAUUAUUGAAUUACAAUAUAAAGAGUUUCAAAGAUGCAAUCUGUUUUAUUUCUGCACUGUCCGACCAACGAUCCGUUUCGGUAAAUAAUCCUAAAGCAAUAACCAACCAUGUUAAUUGUGUUCGACGAACGUAUUCGAAUUCCGUAAUCCAAAAAAUCCCAACAAAGUCAAAUCCAUUAAAAGUAGCAAAGUGGGUGAUAAAAUAUUCUGUGGAAUAAAUUGACGUUAUUUUGUAGAAUGGGAAAUAAAUUGUUAUUUUUGGGGCUUUUCUACACGCUACUCUAUGGACUAGCGCCAAAGGAGCUGAGCCCGACCGUUUAGCCAAUACAAUCGAAGAAGAGCAAAGUGUAGUAUAGGAAGCACUAGAAGGUAUGUCCGCGCAAAUAGUAGCAAUGGAGGAACGCUGGAAUCAGAAAUUGUCUAAAGUGUACAACCGCCAAACAAACAGCUUGAAUCAAAAUGUAAAUGAAUUAGACAAUCAGCUGACAAAAAGUAUAAAUAAAUCAGGUUCAAGGACUAACAGAUUAGUAUAGACCCCUACUAAAUUAAGAGUACUUACAUUGACAAGUUUCAUGUAAGUACCCAAUUUGAAUGUUUUUUCCUCUGUUACCGAUUGAUUAAUUGUGGUCAUCGUACACUCUACUUACAGUCCAGACGUUGUCACAACUCAGAAACGUCCAGCAGAGUUUGGUAAAUUCCGCAUUAUUUUGCAUGUUCAUCAGGAAGAAACUCGGUUUGAACGCUUUACAAAUUAGCGGUAUCUAAAACAUUCUUUUAUUGCUGAUUGUUUAUGUGAAUUUAUUUUUGUUUUUAGCUUGCGAGAAGAUUACAAACGAGUUGCGUUCGAGUAUAGAGUCCAAUUAUACUGGAAGACCCUCUCACCUGUGGCUUUAUAAAUCUGAUAAUCAACUUUCUAAAUUUUGCAAUGGUGCUUUGAUCGACAAACGUUUUGUUUUAACUUCGUCAGAAUGCAUUCGCACAACUUUACGAAAGUAAGCACUGAGCCUUUCUUAUAUUCAUGGAAAAUGAGAAGAAAAUAAAGGCAAUUCACAUACAUCCUUACUACUCAUCCGAAUCAGUUACCCUUAACAAUAUUGGGUUGGUUGAACUGGAAAGUGACGUGAUUUACACUUCCGAACUAUAUCCCGUGUGCUUAUACGUUUCCCAAUUGAAUCCAGAGGGCGUUGACUGGAUUUAACGGCAGAAUUCAGAUUGUGGCGGAGACUAAAUGUGUUGAUAAGUCUUCUAAUAGCCUGCAGCCAUCACAAAUAUGUGCAAAGAAUUCAGAAUAUCCUUGCAGUUACGCUGGCGAGCCGAUCUUUGUGGAAGAGAAAACGUACGCGAAAUAUCAACUGUUUGGAAUUGGAGCAAAGUGGACAUGCGAUUAUGAACCUCUUGUAAUAACCAAACUGUUUGAGCAACUGAACUUUAUAGAAAACAUUGUUUGGCCGAAAAGUGGAAACUGAAUUUCGAAAGUGAACAGUAUUGCGUUCUAUAAAUGAGCUAAGCAGUUUCUUCUGAUUCCGAAUUUCGAAAAUCGUUGUUUUCUGUGGUCUAGAGCUUAAACCGUAAAAAUGUAGUUUUGACUUUGAAUACUCAAAUGAAAUAUAAACAGACAACCUAAUUCUAAACUUGUAAAGAGUGUCAAGAAAAUGUGGAGCCUUCAACUGGAUACUUGCAAAUUUUAAUUGACACUGCUUUGAUGCAUUACUCCAUCUUAUCUCUCACUUUUACUUUAUAGUACUUUUCGUUUACGAUCUUGUUGGAACUAAUAUAGUUUCAGAAUCUUAAUAUUGGCUACUUAUUCAUCCAAAGCUAGUAUAACCUGAGAAUAUCUAAAUAUAUUAAGUAGAGUAAACAUCGAACAAGUAUAAGAUUACUGUGUCAAAUCUCUUAAAGGGUUAAAGUAUUCUGAAGGGAUCUCUUAUUCCGAUUCUAUAAAUGUAUAUCGCAUAUUAAAUAAUUAAUAAAUUAUGACAUUUAAUAGAUAAUGCAAUUAGAUUCACCAAUUUGGUACAGAUUUUGCUUUAGAGGCUUCAUUGAUCCUUAUUUACUGUUAUGUGGCAUUGAGAACAACACCGUGCUUGCGCAUUUCUAUGUUUAAUAAUUCACAUUAUUUUAGAGAACGUAAUCUAUUUCCAACUGGUCGGCUGCAUAUUCAAGUCGGCGAAGGUGGCAAUGAACUUUCAUUAUGGAUUUAUAAAAAAUAAUAAAGUCAAGGAGCACAACAAUCACUACAAUUCUUCUGAAAUACAUACAUACAUAUAUAGUAUUAUUCACCGUUAUCAUCGAAGUCGCAGUUGACCUUAUAGUGCUUGUUCAUGCAUUUUUUGCAGGAGUUAUAAAUAACUCAAAACGCGCAAAACUGAAUGCGCUGAUAACAUAUUUGAAUAAAAUAAUUACUUGGUGUAUGUGCACCAACGCAAUGAAUGGUCGCUGCUUGCUUACUUUUGGUGUACUCCAUUGCUGUUUUAUUUCAGCAGCAGAGCUAGCUGCUCUCAUGCGAUCAGCUGACGCUAUGUUCUGCUAUUUUUUGUUUUUUUGUUAAGAAACGUUUUUCCCGGAGAAGCUUGGCUAAUUAGCACUAGCUAACUCUAAAACACCUAAUGAGUCAUGUUAAGCUGAAACAAAUGUUUCGGUGAAAUAACUAUAGAAAAUAUAAAUAACUAUAUAAAUAUAUCGUUGUUUUUCAUUAUAGCAUAUCGCUGUAUAUAAUAAUAAAGUAAAAUGUACAUAUAUCCAAAGUUGAAGUAAAAUAUAAAGAUAAGGCAGAAGCAUUAAACAGACACAUGCCAAUAGUACGGACGUCAUCGAUACUGAGGAGAUUAGCAUGGGUACACACAGCAUCUGAAGUGCUUAUAAAUAUUUCGUCUCGUGUCGUCACGAUUAAUGUGAGUAGAACAGUAACUCAGAUGUGUAUGUGUAUAAAUGUACAAAGAGCAAGCCCUCAAUCAAGCGAGCUUUAAAAAAUAUUUAAUAAUGUUGAGUGGCAUUUAAUCUACAGUAGAAUAACGCUGUAUUUUAAAAAAGUCAUUAUGAUAUACAUAUACAUGGCGCUCCAUUUGCUCACGAGAAUGACAACCCGUGCAUGUGCGAUCACUUACGCUCUUGUAACACAUGCUAAGGCUCCGCCCAUGCCUGCUCGUAGAUGGGAGACUAGCCAAAUUUGCUGGAGCAACAAUCUGUUUGGUAAAUACGCAACAUACACUAUAAAUGGAUUAGCAUAUUUCCUCCAAUCAUACUGCUCAUUCGUUGGUCGGUAUAUAUUUACUUAGCUAAUGUAUAUUAUAUAUGUAUAUACAGUAAUCUCCGCUUAAGUGCGCCUUCAUAACAUGCAAUACUUUGGAGACACUUAAGCGGGAAAGGCACUUAAAUGAAUCCCGCUUAAGUGCCUCGAGAUACUUACGAAGCUUUUUCUGAAAUAAUUCGAUCUAAUAUUUUUUUCAUUUAGAAUGAAAGUCACAUUUAUUUCUUAUUAAUAACAAAAAUACUUACUAAUAUCAAUAAAAAUUAAAAAAAAAUCAUUACAAAACUAUGUAUAUGUUUUCCUUUUGACAUGCGUAGCGCAUUUCAAUGUUUAAAAUAUUAAAAGGCACUUAAAAGAGGAAAUUUGCAAACAUUUUUUGUUGCUUAAAUAUUACAGGCAUUUAAGCGGGAAAAACACUUAAGCGGACACUCUUAAACGGGGAAUUUUAUAUGUAAAUUUAGAGCAAAAACAACGAUGUCGCAAAAUAUGUCAUCACUGUCACAUUCUGCCUUAAUGACUGGAGAACACACAUAUGAGAAAAACAUUUGUUUGGAGAGAGACUCGCUUUCAACUUCUCUUCAGUCCUUCUCUUGGAAGCAGUUUCUUUUAAAUAUUUCACUUAUUUCGUCCUUUCACACAUUCUUCAGUUCAAAAUUUCAACCUAUCAACAAAACUGAGUAAGAGUGGAUACGUAAACAUAUAUGUAUACAUACAUAUCUGAGCAACAUGUUGCGUGAGAAACAGCGUAAAGAACAUCAAUGUUUCUAUCUGCAUUCUUAGCAUUCGUGAACUGGAUUGAAAUUUUAAGCUUUUCAAAUAAGUGGUGUCCCUCCACUGUUUCUAAUUCAGUACUCUUUUGCGUUUCUCUCAACAGUAGAAUCAUUCUAUUUACAAUAUUUGACAAAAUCGCGCCCAAUAACUGAUAAAAAGCUUCAGAGACGAAAUCAGUUUUAUUUCUGCGCUGUAUCAAAACGGAUCGCGUGUUAUUAAGUAAGUGAAUUGGAACAAAUAAAAUUAUGAAGAAUACAAGUCAUUUAAUUUGAUCUCCAUAAAAGUUUCUUCUUGAGAACGCCGCAGUGUUGUGAAGUCCAGGCUUAAUAGGCCACCUUGGUAUAAAAUAGUGCUUAGAGUUCAGAAAUCUCACUCCCGAAAUAAAAGUAUGCACUUUUUAUAGCCAUAUUUUAAAUGUAUCAAUUUCUAAAAGAAUAUUCACACACUGGACAUAACAAAUUCAAGAAGAAUCAUAAUAUCUACAUAUUAAAAAUUCUUAAAACAUUUCGUAUUGACAGCCAAUUGAAAUUAUUUUGUAAUAUGGAAAAUAAACUGAUAUUUCUUGGACUUCUCUUCGCGCUACUGCAAGCAACGCACGCAAAAGAGGCUGACCCCGACCCCUACCUUGAUGAUGGGUCCAUAACUAUAUAUGUAGACGCCGGUAAGGAAAUAGACAAUUACCUAACUUUGAGUAAACAAAUCGAAAAAACGCAACAUCUUAUAGCAAGUGCGCUGGAAAGAAUGUCUGAGGAAAUAAAAGCAAUGGCGAAAAGAAUUUCUGACCAAGCUAAAGCAACAGAGGAAAAAUGUAAUCAACAAGUGACAGCGGAGGCCAAAGCAACAGAAGAAAGAUUAAAUCAACGAGUGACAGCGGAGGCCAAAGCAACAGCGGAAAGGUUAAAUCAAGGAGUGACAGCGGAGGCCAAAGCAACAGCGGAAAGGUUAAAUCAACGAGUGACAGCGGAGGCCAAAGCAACAGAGGAAAUGUUAAAUCAACGUAUGUCUGCGGAGAUAAAAGCAAUAGAUGAACACUGGAAUGAGAAAAUAUCUAAAAUGAGUAGCCAGCAAACACAAAGUAUAUCGGGGAAAGUUCCAUUGUUGAAUCAAACCGUAAAUGAGUUAAGCAACCAGCCGAGAAAAAGCUCAAAAUUCGCCACACCCAAAAAUCGUCCAGCAGAGCAUGCGUGCGAGAAAAUAAGAAAGGAUUUACGAUCGAUUGGAUUAACGUAUAUUACUGGCACUCCCAUCUACUACUUUUGGCUUUAUACCCCUAAAAAAAAUCGUAAUUUUUGCAAUGGCGCUUUGAUUGACAAACGUUUUGUUUUAACUUUAUCAGAUUGCUUCUUACCGGACACAUUUAUAGAAGUAAAAUUAUCCUUCUCUUCAGGUCCAAAAGGAAUUAAGGCAAUUCACAGACAUCCCGACUACUCAUCUGAAACAGCUUCCCUUCACAAUAUUGGUUUGAUUGAAUUAGACAGUGAUGUGGAUUACGCUCACGACCUGUAUCCAGUGUGCUUAUACACAUCCCAAUUGAAUCCAAAGAUCUUGAAAAAUAGAUACUCAGAACUUCAGAUUGUGGCGGAUACAGAAUGUGGAAAAAAGUACACUUCAACUGAGGUAUGUGUACGGAACUUAAAACAUGGUAGUGUUUCCUCUGGCGAGCCGAUAUAUGUAGAAGAGACAGAAUUCCCCAUAUAUAAGUUGUUUGGACUUGUUGGAAAAAAAUCUUACGAUCGUAAACCCUAUUGGAUAGGUAAAGUGUUUGAUCACUUGGACUUUAUUGAAAGCAUUGUAUGGCCAAGGAAUGAUUAUUGAAUUUUUUAUGUAAAAAACAUUUUCCAAUAAAAUGGUAAAUUAAUAAAUUUA
This is a messenger RNA of Zeugodacus cucurbitae (melon fly), 6706 nucleotides long. Its product is annotated as serine protease Hayan. The record is from RefSeq and is a predicted model, not a curated record. Lineage: Eukaryota; Metazoa; Arthropoda; Insecta; Diptera; Tephritidae. The transcript is spliced from 19 exons. Gene Ontology annotation, molecular function: serine-type endopeptidase activity. Gene Ontology annotation, biological process: proteolysis. Bases 5255 to 6655 code for a protein of 466 amino acids.